This is a messenger RNA of Salvelinus fontinalis (brook trout), 6078 nucleotides long. RefSeq lists its product as uncharacterized. The coding region runs from base 3895 to 5841 and encodes 648 amino acids. Lineage: Eukaryota; Metazoa; Chordata; Actinopteri; Salmoniformes; Salmonidae. The record is from RefSeq and is a predicted model, not a curated record. The transcript has 8 exons. Gene Ontology annotation, cellular component: nucleus.
UUGUUCUGCUGGAAGGUGAAUUAAUUUCCCAGUGUCUGGUGGAAAGCAGACUUAACCAUGUUUUCCUCUAGGAUUUUGCCUGUGCUUAGCUCCAUUCUAUUUUUUAUCCUGAAAAACUCCUGAUUACAAGCAUACCCAUAAAAUGAUGCAGCUACCACUAUGCUUGAAUAUCGGGAGAGUGGUACUCAGUAAUGUGUUGUAUUGGAUUUGCCCCAAACAUAACACUUUGUAUUCAGGACAAAAGGUUAAUUGCUUUGCCACAUUUUUUGCAGUAUGACUUCAGUGCCGUGUUGCAAACAGGAUGCAUGUUUUGGAAUAUUUCUAUUCUGUACAGGCUUCCUCCUUUUCACUCUGCAAUUAGGUCAGUAUUGUGGACUAACUACAAUGUUGUUGAUCCGUCCUCAGUUUUCUCCUAUCAUAGCCAUUAAACUCUAACUGUUUUAAAGUCACCAUGGGCCUCAUGGUGAAAUCCCUGAGCUGUUUCCUUCCUCUCCGGCAACUGAGUUAGGAAGUACGCCUAACCUUAUCUUUGUAGUAACUGGGUGUAUUGAUACACCAUCUAAAGUGUAAUCAAUAACUUCAUCAUACUCACAAAUCAUGUUAAACCCUAUUAUUGCAUACAGAGUGAGUCUAUGCAACUUAUGUGACUUGCUAAGCACAUUUUUACUGCUGAACUUAUUUAGGCUUGCCGAAACAACAAAUCUAAAUUUAAUCAAUUUUACAUUCAAGCUGUAACACAACAAAAUGUGGAAAGAGUCAAGAGGUGUGAAUACUGUAUUUUUUAAAGAAGUGAGCUCAGCUAACCUGUCAGAGGAUGACCAGACGGGGGAGAGAGAACGAGAAUGCUGAAUAUGAGGGAGGAUGUAAAUGAUGCAUUGAAUGCACCAUUUACCAUGGCAGAGGUGAAGACAGCAAUAGGCAAGACUGUGUUAACUUCACCUGGGAAAGAUGGGGUUUGCUAUGUCAUAUUGGCCCAUGUCAGCAAUGAGGCGCUGGAUAAUGUAUUGGAUUGAGGUCAUGGCUUUGUGAUGGCCACUCCAAUACCUUGACUUUGUUGUCCUUAAGCCAUUUUGCCACAACUUUGGAAGUAUGCUUGGGGUCAUUGUCCAUUUGGAAGACCCAUUUGCGACCAAGCUUUAUCCUCCUGACUGAUGAGAUGUUGCUUCAGUAUAUCCACAUAAUUUUCCUUGUUCAUGAUGCCAUCUAUUUUGUGAAGAGCACCAGACCCUCCUGCAGCAAAGCACCGCCACAACAUGAUGCUGCCACCCCCCUGCUUCUAUUCAGUUCUAUUUUUGUUUCAUCAGACCAGAGAACAUUUCUCCAAAAAGUACGAUCUUUGUCCCCAUGUGCAGUUGCAAACCGUAGUCUGGCUUUUUUAUGGCGGUUUUGGAGCAGUGGCUUCUCCCUUGCUGAGCGGCCUUUCAGGUUAUGUCGAUAUAGGACUCAUUUUACUGUGGAUAUAUUUAGAUACUUUUGUACCUGUUUCCUCCAGCAUCUUCACAAGGUCCUUUGGUGUCGUUCUGGGAUUGAUUUGCACUUUUUGCUCCAAAGUAUGUUCAUCUCUAGGAGACAGAAUGCGUCUCCUUCCUGAGCAGUAUGACGGCUGCGUGGUCCCAUGGUGUUUAUAUUUGCAUACUAUUAUUUGUACAGAUGAACGAGGUACCUUCAGGCGUUUGGAAAUUGCUUCCAAGGGUGAACCAGACCUGUGGAGGUCUACAAUUUUUUUCCGAGGUCUUGGCUGAUUUCUUUUGAUUUUCCCAUGAUGUCAAGCAAAGAGACACUGAGUUUGAAGGUAGGCCUUAAAAUACAUCCACAGGUACACCUCCAAUUGACUCAAAUAAUGUCAAUUAGCCUAUCAGAAGUUUCUAAAGCCAUGACAUAAUUUUCUGGAAUUUUCCAAGCUGUUUAAAAGCACAGUCCACUUAGUGUAUGUAAACUUCUGACCCACUGGAAUUGUGAUACAGUCAAAUAAUCUGUGUAAACAAUUGUUGGGAAAAUUACUUGAGUCAUGCACAAAGUUGAUGUCCUAACCGUCUUGACAAAACUAUAGUUUGCAAACAUGAAAUUUGUGGAGUGGUUGAAAAAUUUGUUUUUAUGUAAACUUCCGACUUCAUAAUCUUACAUACAGUUGGAGAGACAUACUUCCUGGAGAACAGGGGGUUAAUAUCGCCACAUCAGAGUGGGUUCAGGAAGGGGAACUAUGGACCCAGUGCUCUGCUUAGAAGCAGAGGUCAGGAAGGCCCAGGUGAACAGGGAGACGGUUGUAGCUGAUGCAGAUGUUGGCAUUUUUAGUUAAUAUCGUCCGAUUCUGAUAUGCUUACCGAUUUGUUGUGUGUCCCUAGUGAUUUGUCAUCUUUUGUUCUCAAUCAAUAUCAAUUAUGUUUACUCUCAGGUACAGCCGGAUAUUGGAAGGUCUUUAUUUGCAGAUGAUGGGGCCUAUUGGAAGAAAUGUACCAUACACAGUCAGGAUGUACAGGAAGCAGUCGAUGAGGUGGUCAUUAAAGUAGGGAUUCAGAUUCUCUGUAGAGAAGUCAGACAGUGUUCUUUACCAUGAGGAAGGUGGGAGAUGAGGUACGCCUGAGGUUGUAUGGGAGAAAUGUGGAGAGACUGGGGGGCCUUCAGGUUCCUAGGGAUGUACUUUGACACUAGGUUGACCUGGGCAGAACACAUUGAGAGAGUGGUGGGAAAAUUCUAUAGGUUCUGAAUGUGAUGCGCUGUCUGAUGGGGAUGGAGUGGAGGACUGGGUGUUCCUCACUGAUAAGACUUUGGCAGUGUACGUAUGGUUCAGCAGCCAGGAUAUCAAUGGAAAGAUUAGAUGUCAUACAGGCGCAAGGACUCAGAAUAUGAAGCCGGACAGAGUAGGUGUGUACUCUAGAGAGAGUAAAAAUAGAGUAAAAAUAACAUGGUUAUAUACGGGGAGUACAAGUACUGAGUCAGUGCAAGAGAAUUAAUACAAAAAAGGGUCAAUGCGGGUAGUAAGGGUAGCCAUUUGAUUAGCUAUUUAUCAGUCUUAUGGCUUAGGGUUAUAAGCUUGUUGGUCCCAGACUUGGUGCACUGGUAGUACUGCUUGCCGUGCAGUAGCAGAGAGAAGUCUAUCUUGGGUGACUGGAGUCUGAACCUUUUUUGGGCCUUCCUCUGACACUGCCUGGUAUAGAGCUCCUGGAUGGCAGGGAGCUUGGCCCCAGUGAUGUACUGGGCUGUACUCACCACCCUCUGUAGUACCUUGCGGUCGGGUGCCUUGCAGUUGCCGUACCAAGCCGUGUGCAGCCAGUCAAGAUGCUCUCAAAAAGUUGGGGGCGGGAGGAGUGCAGCAUGAGAAAGAUGAUAGGAGGCCACCUUAACUAGACAUAGGUUGGGACACAACCGGCUGAAUUAUUGCCAGGAAAUAGAAACAGUAGGAAAUCUGUUGAUAUAGUGCGGGAAGUAUAAGAGGGAGAGAGAUAUUUGAGAAUCUGUAUGAGAAAGAAUGGGAUACAGGAAUUAAGUGUAAUGAGUCCAUUGAGUAGAAUAUGAACAUAUACAGUAUCCGUUUUUUUGUUUUAUUUUCUGAGAUAAACGGGGCAGGCAGGCAAUAUUUAGUUCCUCCCGGUCUCUGGCCCACACUCCACUCCAGCACAGUAGUAGGUGGCGGUAAUGCACUAACAACAUAGGAUGCCAACUGCCCAAAAAUACCACCGAAGAAGUAAACGGAUGCGAACAGUGACCAAGAACAAUUACCACUUUAGCGUUUUUAUUGUUGUAUUUAGACGUUUAUUAACACACUGGAACUCAAAAUAUGUCGAAUUUUACUUCACAGCAUCACAUAAUUACCGCAGGCAGUCUGUAAUUCGCGUUAGAGACAGGACUUGGUUGAUAUAUCUAUGUUAUCUAGGUAACGCUAGCUAGCUGCUAACAAUGGCUGACUGUAUGGUUUUUCACACUCAAAUAGCCUCCAUUAUGGAGGUGCUAGCGAAUGCAGCCGUGGCAGAGAUCUGUAAACUAGUAGAUGAAGACUAUGCAGUGUUUCGUUUGGAAGUAACUCAAAGCCAGAAAGAAAACAGGGGAUUGCGCAGGAAACUACAGCUACUGGAACUGAAGGUGGCACGGGAGCGCGCAGAGAGGACAAUACGAGAGCGUGUCGUUGCCAGUCGUCCCAGUAGUGUCAAGAUCCUAGACCGAUACAGAGGAAUGGCAAGAGGUGAAGGACAUCUCACUGGAGGCCACAGGAGCUUUGUGAAACCAGCGGGACACAACGCGUGGAUAGAUGACCAACCAAUCACUGUUGAUGAGGGGAGUGGAACCUCAACCCAGCACGUUAUCGUGAUAGAGUCUGCAGAUGCAGAGGCUGCAGGUCCUGGGGUCAAUCAGGAGGGGACUGAAGGGAAGGACCCACGACAUAGAGACAUCCAGACUGGAGCGCUCCCUGUAGCCACGGAGGACCGUGCCGCCACGCCCCAGCUCAGGACCUCCCGCAGCAUCACGGAGAUUGAAGUGGAUUCAAAGGUGACAUCAAUAAGGGAUCAUAGCUUUCACCUGGAGGAGGGUCCAGAGGUGCUGCUGGUGAAGGAGGAGGGGUGUGAGGAGGGUCUGGGGAACCCUGAGGGGACCAUGGUCAUAGAGGACAACCAGACUACACCUCCUCCUGAACCCACAGAGGAACCAGCUGAGCAGCACAGGACCACACACAGUCUCACUGAGUCAGUAGAUAUGGAGGAUGGGAAGCCUGAUCUGCUGAUAGUCAAAGAGGAGACAAUAGAAGACGGACCAGAGAGCAUUGAUCUACUGAGUGGACUAAAGAUGGGGGAGCAAGGUGAUUGGCUGGAGGCUAACAGAGGAGACUGGACAGCCAUCUUGAAUUCCCAGACCCAAUCCGGUGGAGCCAAGGGCUUACGGGACAACAUCACUGAGCAGGCCAGGACCAGAGGAGACAAAGUGGAGUCUGCUGUCCAUGAGAGCCUGCUGACAUCUGAUGUUGCUGGUGAGAGAGACUGGACUUCUGAGGUGGCUAGUCACAAAGCCUGGCCCCGGAUCAGAAACCUGGAUCAGGAGCCGCUCUUCCUUCCCGAGUCGGAACCAGGACCCAACUACGAGGGACAGAGACUCCACCACCACACAGAACACAACCAGUGGACAGGGGGACUGAACAACCUCAGUCCUGGUGGUCAUCAGAGAGACAGAGGCUCCAGUCAGGGAUCCAGUCUGCAGCCCAGACCCUUCUCUUCACAGUCUCAGAGCAGGGAUGGAGCAGGGCCUGGGGCUGAUAGAGAUAGACCUUCCUGUUCCUAUGAUACAAACACCACAGUAUCCAUGAUGAACAGUGCAGGUCUUCCUGGGCUUCAGCCUUCACAGAGAGUGGUGAGAGACCCCCCUGGUGGGAGUCUAACAGGAAGUCUUUCCUCUCCAUCAGGAUCUCGUCUAAUGCCUGGUGAAUGGCUUCAUAGAAGGUCUGGGACUGGGUCUAGCCCUCCUCAUUUACCUCAUGGUUACCCUAGCAAUACAGACAGAGUCAGGAUGGGUGUUCAGCACAAGCGCUUCCUAGCCUCUAACACAGCACAAAAUCCUAACAACACCCAAACAAUGGCUAGAGGUCAAGAAGGGAGCUCAAAGACUAACCACCUGAGGCUGGCUCCUGCUUCUACCUCCUCUGGUGUCAUUGGGAGGCCGAGCAUUAGGACUGACGCCGACAAGCCGUACACCUGCCCAACGUGUGGGAGGCGCUUUGCUAAAGCGAGCUAUGUGAAGAUGCACCAGACCGUUCACACCAAGGAGAAGCCCUUCAAGUGCAAACUAUGUUACAAGAGCUUCUCCUUCCUGACUAACCUUAUCAGACAUAGGAGUGUCCACAAUGGGGAAAAAUUGUAGCAGUGUGGCCUGAGAUGUACACAAGGGAUGUCAGGGAACCAUUCUUUUGGUGACAUAUUAUAGUUAUGUGAAGUGUCUUUGGGUAAGAGAGUAACCACAUACCCCUCAUUAACCCAUUGUAAACAGGCUUGUGUAAACUGUUUUUAGAGAGAGAGUAAACCUGGGCUAGAACAAGGACAGUUGAAUAUUUACCUUACUGAGGUGAUGUAGAUGGAAUAAAGGAAUUGUAUUAUUUUC